AUGAGAUUAGCAUCUCUUCUUAAGCCUCCACCACGCCCUCUGCUCUAUUCCUUCCUCCGCCCUCAUUGUCUCCGGAACCCUUCUCUCCCUGACAAAAGUCCCCAGAAGAACACACAGACGGAUUUUCGCCUACUUUUGUUAAAUUCUCUCUUCUAUCUUGCGUUGAACUCUUCGUUCGACCACAUAUUUUUUUCUCUUUUCUCAUUUUCUUUCUUUCUUUCUUUCUUUCUUUCUUUCUUUCUUUCUUUCUUUCUUUCUGUUGUCCGCAUUCUAUGCCUUCCAUUUUCCUUUUUCUCUCUUUCCCUCCCACUUUCUUUCUUUCUUUCUUUCUUUCUUUCUUUCUUUCUUUCUUUCUUUCUUUCUUAUUCUGUUUUUAUAUUUUCCUUUUUCUCUUUCUCUCCGACAUUCUUUCUUUCUUAUUCUAUGUUUCUUUAUUUUAUUUUUCUCUUUCUCUCCCACUUUCUUUCUUUCUUUCUUUCUUUCUUUCUUUCUUUCUUUCUUUCUUUCUUUCUUUCUUUCUUAUUCUAUGUUUUUAUAUUUUCCUUUUUCUCUCUCCCUCUCACUUUCUUUCUUUCUUUCUUUCUUUCUUUCUUUCUUUCUUUCUUUCUUUCUUUCUUUCUUAUUCUAUGUGUUUAUAUUUUCCUUUUUCUCUCUCUCCCUCCCACUUUCAUUCUUUCUUUCUUUCUUUCUUUCUUUCUUUCUUUCUUUCUUUCCUAUUCUAUGUUUCUUCAUUUUUCUUUUUCUCUUUUCCUCCCACUUUCUUUCUUUCUUUCUUUCUUUCUUUCUUUCUUUCUUUCUUUCUUUCUUUCUUCUUGCCUGGUUUGCGAUUGGACACAAUCAGUCCCUUUGAGCAUUUUCCUCCAUAAACGCAUGGCAUAUAUCAGCCUUUUUGCUUCUGCAGCAUUUCGCUCGGCGACAUGA
Molecule: messenger RNA, 921 nt
Organism: Acanthosepion pharaonis
Lineage: Eukaryota; Metazoa; Mollusca; Cephalopoda; Sepiida; Sepiidae
Source: the annotation of a GenBank genome assembly